AUGGAUGUCGCCAGACGGGGGAGGAGGAAGGAUGACCUUUCGCUAUGGUGGUGGACAGCGUGGGUCAUCUUGCUGCUGUCCAUGCAGACAAAAGUUGUCUACACCGUUGACAUGUGGUGGCAGCUUGGUGUUCAAGGUCUGGAGAAGUGGAAGAACCCCCAGCUGCUCAUCCUGGGUGCCCAGCCCAUCUGCACGCAGCUGAAAGGAUUGUCAGCGGGGCAGAUCAAGUUUUGCCAACGAUAUCAUGACCACAUGCCCAGUAUCGGUCGAGGCGCCAAGCUGGGCAUUGCCGAGUGUCAGUGGCAGUUUCGAAUGAGGAGAUGGAAUUGUAGUACCGUGCAGGACUCUUCAGUAUUCGGCCCAGUACUAAAUAUAGCAAGCCGUGAAGCGGCCUUCACUCACGCAAUCUCCGCGGCAGGUGUCGUCCAUGCCGUAAGUCGUUCGUGCAGGGAAGGAGACCUAUCUACCUGCGGAUGCAGUCGAGCUAGGCGGCCCAAAGACCUCCACAGAGAUUGGAUAUGGGGUGGCUGUGGUGACAACAUUGAGUACGGGUACCGAUUUGCCAAGGCUUUUGUCGACGUUAGAGAGAAGGAGAGGAAUCACCCUAGGCAUUCCAGAGACCUUGGCAGGAUGUUGAUGAACCUACAUAACAACGAAGCAGGGAGGAAG
This is a messenger RNA of Candidula unifasciata, 669 nucleotides long. The record is from the annotation of a GenBank genome assembly. NCBI's taxonomy places the organism in Eukaryota, Metazoa, Mollusca, Gastropoda, Stylommatophora, Geomitridae.